AUGUCACUUAAUAUUAUAGGGGAUUUUAAUUUUUUUCAAAUUCUCCUUUCUUUUGUUGUUGGUGUCGUGGUGCUGAUAUUUUUCAAAUCAUUUCUUCGCAGACGUCAGUACCUUGUAGAAGCAGUUCCCAAGUCAAUUUUGGUUCCACGUGCCUACACAUUAGAGGAAUUGAGCGAAUACGAUGGUGUUAAGAACCCAAUGUCGUUUGUUGGUGUUCGUGGUGUUAUUUACAACUGCUCUAAUGAGUUCUAUGGCGCUAACGGACCUUAUAAUGCAUUUGCAGGCCGUGAUAGCUCACGACAAUUGGGUAAAAUGAAAGUUGGUCGUGAAGAGUCUAAUGCUGAUUGGACCACACUGGCUUUAGAUCAUUUGAUUACACUAAAUGAAUGGGAGGAGCGACUUCGCAGCAAGUACGAAGCAGUGGGAUGGAUUAUUCCCCCUGAUGAUUUCUCCAAGCGGGCAGAGGCGUUUGAUCCAUAG
Molecule: messenger RNA, 480 nt
Organism: Trypanosoma theileri
Lineage: Eukaryota; Euglenozoa; Kinetoplastea; Trypanosomatida; Trypanosomatidae
Product: membrane-associated progesterone binding protein 2
Exons: 1
Coding region: 1-480 (159 amino acids)
Cellular component (GO): endomembrane system; membrane
Source: RefSeq, a predicted model, not a curated record